AUUAUACCUUACAUGGUCCGACAUCUGGCUGCUUCUCCAUCGGAUCCCAUCAGAGUCGGUUCCGACUCUCUGCCUUCCCACUUGGGUGAUGGAUAAAUCAUGAGACGAGCUGCUGUCAGAAAAUAUCAAUACAAUUUCUUUGACUUUAGUUUAUUGUUAUUAUUCUCUUGGCCUGCGCAUAAUUUUGACUUUACGAUUUUGUCCCAYGUGUCAAAACGUUUGGACUCAGCCGCUGUAAGUUGUCAUUUCUUCAAACCUUCUUAAAAAUGUAUUUCUAUAUAUAUUAAAAAAAAAAAGCAGUAAAAAUCCCAUAACUACCGUAUUGCGCCACCCUGGAAUAAACAAACUUUGGCAAAUUCCUGUGAUUGCGCCACUUUGUAAAGCCCACAGUGUGGCGAAGCUGAACAAAGGUUAAAGGUUGCAGCGCUGCAGCUCGACUGCAAAUGAUGGUGGCACCCUUCCCGUACUUAAUUGCGCGGCGCUCAUUUUUCACCGCCGUCGUAUCGUCAKAAACACAUUUCCUGCGCGUGUCAGGAGCAGAUAUUACUUGUCACACGUAAUGAAGUUUAUGCAAAUGACAAAGACAUCGCGGGCCCGUCCGCUGAACUCGCCAGCGAAUCCAACGGCGUUUUAAUCAGACUGUGUCGAACCUGCGGGAAACACACACUUACACACACACACCUGGCAGUGCGGCUCUAGUGGCCUGUGGGGUUGUGCAUCCAGCUUGGUGGCUGACUCUAAUGGUGGCAGUGGGUUCAUCUUGAGGCCAGUAUUGAUCAGCGCGUGUUUACACAGCGAGCUGAGCAGAGCUUUCCCCUCAGUCACAGCAGCUCAUAACACACAGUCAUGUUUUCUGUGAUGAUACAGUCGAGCAGACUCGGUUCCYACAGCUGCCUGCUCGCUCUGACGCUCAGCUUGGUGCUGCUAAGUGAGUUUCCCCGAACAACAGCAAGCGAUGAGAACUCCAGUGUUCGUGAGACCCGUUCAGUGGGUAACCGGGUGGUAGUUCAGCCGGUGGACUGUGUUUUAUCGGAGUGGAGCCGUUGGUCCCGCUGUGACACCUGCACAAAGAAGAAAUACCGCUAUGCUAAACUGGAGCAACCAUCUCAGUUUGGAGGAGAGCCAUGCUACCUUCAUGGCACCCAGGAGGAACGCUGCGAGGUUCCAGCUCGCUACACCUGCGAUAACGUACCUCUGUGUGAGGGAUUCCUCUGCACACAAACGGGUCGCUGUGUCCACAGAACCCUGCAGUGUAACGGAGAGGACGACUGUGGGGACAUGUCCGACGAGGUCGGCUGCACCAAGACGUCCAAGCCMUGCAGGGUGGAGGCAGAAGAGUACUGGGGGAUAGAAAAUCUGGCCAAAGGAAUAAACGUCCUGAACAGCCACCUGGAAGGCGUGGUGCUCGAUAACAGAUACUAUGGAGGCGGCUGCCUGCCUCACUACAUCCAGGAUGUCCCGUUCAGGAAGCCCUUCAACUUGCAGCAGUACACGUUGCAGACGAGAGGCUCGUACGAUUUCACCCUGCAGUCGUUCGAGUCGUACUCUGACUACAUGGAUUACACUCUCAGGGAGCGGAUGACACAAACCUCUUUCUCCAUUGGCUUCGGCAUUCCGGGGGUCUUCAGCUUUGGGUUCAAUUACGACUCCUCCAAAUACAGGAAAUCUGUCAGCAAGAUUCGACGUGCCUCCGGAGUCRCGAACAGCUUCAUUCGAGCCAAAGCGGAGCUGGAGCUGGCCCAGUACAUCCUGAAGUCCGACGGCUUGGUGCUUCACCCGGAGUUCCUGCAGCGCCUUCGCUCUCUGCCGCAGGCAUACGUUUACGGAGAGUACAGGCAGAUCUACAAGGACUACGGCACCCACUACAUCACCGAGGCCACCCUCGGAGGAGACUUCGAGCACACGACCAUCCUGAACAAAGAGAAGCUGGAGAAGUCAGAUUAUAAUUUGGACCAGUACAAAUCUUGCCUGCAGGUAGGCCUCAAGAUUGGGGUGACCAUUUAUGGAGUUCCUGUAUCCUUGGGCGCUGGCGGUGGAUCCUGUGCUGGACUUCUGAAUGAAAUGGGAGAGGACACAAAGAACGGGGCGAUGGUGGAGGACUUUGUUGCUGUUGUUCGGGGUGGAAACAGUGAAUCCAUCACUGCGUUGUUGUCUCAGAAGCUUCCCAGUGAGCAGCUGAUGAGGCUCUGGGGUGAAGGCGUCCGUUACAACCCGGACUUCAUCCGCAUGACGACCAAGCCGCUGUACGAGCUGGUGACUUCCAGGGACUUCGUCCAGGCCGACAGUCUGAAGAGGAACUUGAAGAGAGCUCUGUCCGAGUACCUGGCUGAGACCAGCGCCUGUCGCUGUGCUCCCUGUCACAACAAUGGAGUGGCUGUUCUAAAAGGCACGAGAUGCGAGUGCGUGUGUCCCACCGGCUACACCGGACGGAGCUGCGAAAUCACCUCCAGGCUAAAAGAGUUGGGCAUCGAUGGUGGCUGGAGCUGUUGGGGAACGUGGUCACCCUGCAGYGGCGGUCAAAUGACCCGGAGUCGACAGUGUAGCAACCCGGCACCAAGCAGCGGCGGCCUCCCAUGCAGAGGGCUGCGGCAGGAGUCCACAGRCUGCUUUUAAAGUUGCAGAUGUUAAAGAAGAGAAAGUGAAUAAAGUAUCUACCAAACACGUA
Messenger RNA from Poecilia reticulata (guppy), 2665 nucleotides. It is a transcript of the gene c8b, whose product is annotated as complement component 8, beta polypeptide. Gene Ontology annotation, biological process: complement activation. The record is from RefSeq and is a predicted model, not a curated record. Gene Ontology annotation, cellular component: membrane attack complex. Gene Ontology annotation, molecular function: protein binding. Lineage: Eukaryota; Metazoa; Chordata; Actinopteri; Cyprinodontiformes; Poeciliidae.